Messenger RNA from Parus major (Great Tit), 2151 nucleotides. RefSeq names its product SWI/SNF complex subunit SMARCC2-like. The coding region runs from base 1 to 2151 and encodes 716 amino acids. Gene Ontology annotation, cellular component: nBAF complex; npBAF complex; SWI/SNF complex. The transcript is spliced from 17 exons. Gene Ontology annotation, biological process: positive regulation of DNA-templated transcription. The record is from RefSeq and is a predicted model, not a curated record. Gene Ontology annotation, molecular function: histone binding; nucleosomal DNA binding. Lineage: Eukaryota; Metazoa; Chordata; Aves; Passeriformes; Paridae.
AUGUCACCCAGACACAGGGAUGUCACACAGAGACNCGGCCCCGGCGGCCGCGCUGAGCCCCCGGCCCCGCAGUACAUCCAGGCCGAGCCCCCCACCAACAAGUCGCUGUCGAGCCUGGUGGUGCAGCUGCUGCAGUUCCAGGAGGAGGUGUUCGGGAAGCACGUCAGCAACGCGCCCCUCACCAAGCUGCCGAUCAAAUGCUUCCUGGAUUUCAAGGCGGGGGGAGCCCUGUGCCACAUCCUGGCAGCCGCCUAUAAAUUCAAGAGCGACCAAGGAUGGCGGCGUUUCGAUUUCCAGAAUCCCUCGCGCAUGGACCGCAACGUGGAGAUGUUCAUGACCAUCGAGAAAUCCCUGGUGCAGUGCCGAGGAUCCCUGCUCAGCCCCAUGUGCCCCACAGAGGAGUGGGUCCGGCCCGUGAUGAAGCGUGACAAGCAGGUGCUGCUGCACUGGGGGUACUACCCCGACAGCUAUGACACCUGGAUCCCGGCCAGCGAGAUCGAGGCGUCCGUGGAGGAUCCCCCGACAGCGGAGAAGCCCCGGAAGGUCCACGCCAAGUGGAUCCUGGACACGGACACCUUCAACGAGUGGAUGAACGAGGAGGAUUACGAGGUGACGGACGAGAAGAGCCCCGGCACCCGCAGGAAGAAGAUCUCGGCCAAGACCCUGACGGACGAGGUGAACAGCCCCGACUCGGACCGGCGGGACAAGAAGGGGGGCAACUACAAGAAGAGGAAGCGCUCGCCCUCCCCCUCGCCCACCCCCGAGGCCAAGAAGAAGAAUGCGAAGAAGGGACCCUCCACCCCCUACAACAAAUCCAAGCGUGGGCACCGCGAGGAGGAGCAGGAGGACCUGACCAAGGACAUGGACGAGCCCUCGCCCGUCCCCAACGUGGAGGAGGUCACCCUGCCCAAAACGGUCAACACCAAGAAGGACUCGGAGUCAGCGCCCGUCAAGGGGGGCACCAUGACAGACCUGGAUGAGCAGGAAGAUGAGAGCAUGGAGACGGCUGGCAAGGACGAGGAGGAGAACGGCACGGGCAGCAAAGGGGAGCAGGCCAAGAACCCUGACCUGCACGAGGACAACGUGACAGAGCAGACCCACCACAUCAUCAUCCCCAGCUACGCCGCCUGGUUCGACUACAACAGCGUCCACGCCAUCGAGCGCCGCGCCCUGCCCGAGUUCUUCAACGGCAAAAACAAAUCCAAGACCCCCGAGAUAUACCUGGCCUACCGUAACUUCAUGAUCGACACGUACCGGCUGAACCCGCAGGAGUACCUGACCUCCACGGCCUGCCGGCGCAACCUGGCCGGCGACGUCUGUGCCAUCAUGCGGUGGGUCCGGCCGGGGGCUGGCCACGGGCUGGGCACCCCGGGGAGAUGUGGGGACAGGGGAUAUGGGGACAGGGGAUAUGGGGACAGGGGACGUGGGGGCCCCAAGGGACAUGGGGACAGGAGACAUGGGACAGGGGACGUGGGGAUGGGAUGUGGGGACAGGGGACAUGGGACAGCCCUCUCCCCCGCCCCACAGGCCCUGGAGAUGUACAAGGACGACUGGAACAAGGUGUCGGAGCACGUGGGCAGCCGCACGCAGGACGAGUGCAUCCUGCACUUCCUGCGCCUGCCCAUCGAGGAUCCCUACCUGGAGGACUCGGAGGCCUCGCUGGGACCCCUGGCCUACCAGCCCAUCCCCUUCAGCCAGUCGGGCAACCCCGUCAUGAGCACCGUGGCCUUCCUGGCCUCCGUGGUGGAUCCGCGCGUGGCCUCGGCCGCUGCCAAAUCGGCUCUGGAGGAAUUCUCCAAGAUGAAGGAGGAGGUGCCCACGGCGCUGGUGGAGGCCCACGUGCGCAAGGUGGAGGAGGCGGCCAAGGUGACCGGCAAGGCCGACCCCGCCUUCGGGCUGGAGAGCAGCGGCAUCGCCGGCACCACCUCGGACGAGCCCGAGCGCAUCGGUCAGAGCGGCCGGGGGGUCCUGGGGUGUCCCAGGGGGUCCUGGGGGGUCCUAGGGGGUCCCAAGGGGUCCCGGGGGACUCCGAGGUCGGGACACCCGGACCUGGGGGGCUCGGGGGCCCUCGGGGGCUUGUCAGGAAUGUUCGGGGGGGCGGUGUUGGUCUCCCGGGGGGGCCGGGCCCCUGCUCCCCCCGGUUAUUUAUGA